CUAAACGUCACUAAAAGUCUCAAAGGACAGAAAUAUCCAACGAGCUUUGAUAGACUGAAACUCAAAAACAAAACCUCAUGUCAAGUCUCAUAUUAUUUUGAAGUACAGAUGUCCCUGCCUGUAAAGUUCACCCUCCCAUACUCGACUAUUUCUCACUGUGGGGGGACAUUCCUCAAAACUCCGCCUCUGGCAGGCAGUAAAUCUCCCUGAGAGAGAUCUUACACUGGAGCGCUGUGCCAGGUGACAUGUUUGUGCAAAGCUUCAUCAUUGCACCCAUUUUGUCUCCCGCGUCAUAAAGGGCGGGGUGGCAAGGAGAGGAGGGGGAAAAAAAAGUGUUAAUGGGAUUAUAGAGGGUUGUGCACAUUUGGCUCCCUCCCUUCCUGUCUCCUAGAGGAAUGCCUGACUUCUGACUACACAGCUCUUUUAAAGCAAAUGUAAGCUCGCCCAUAAAAGAGCUGUUAAGGUCUUGGCAGCUUGCCUCUUGCCAUCUCUGGACAUGUGGGCUGAUACAUGGGAGGAAACUGUGCAGCAUUCCAGGCCAUCCCAGUUUAUUGAAUUUACAUUUUUAAAUUCUUAAAAAGAGAAUUGAUAUAAUACAACUGUCCCCCCCCCCAAAAAAAUCCCUCAAGUUCUCUUUCCUUGUAUUUUCAUUGGCCUUUGUCUUCAUGCACGGCCACCAUGUUGUUUUCCUAGUUUGAUUGCCAAGCUAAUUGCCCCAAUAAAAGAUUUACAUUGCGGUUCACAGAGGAGAAAGGACUGCAGACUCAUGCAGCUAAGGAUGGAGUCCUCCUUUAGCAGGCCUAGCCUGACCUCUUGUGGUUCUAAAACAACAAUCACUUUCCCUUUCAACCGCCCAUUCCACUUCCAUAAAGAUCCACUGGGAUCAAUAAUUUAAUAAACACAUAAUUAAACAAAUAAUACAUAUUCAAAUGCUGGAGAUUAGGUGUUCAUUUGGGAUGCAUUUGUUCAAUAUAAAAAAAAGGAUUAACUUUGUUUCCAAUAAAACGGACGGACACGAGUCAAAGGUGAGUGUUAUACGACCUUUUAAAAGUGCCUGGAAAAGUGAGGGACAUUGCAAACUUCCUGUUGUUUUUUUUAAGUGUAUAAAAAAACUAAGUACUCAAAUGACACCAAAUAGGGAAGUGUUGCAACACAAACUUUAUUUCCCUAAAGUUUUCAAAAACAACAAAAAAACACACACAAACUACUCUUAUCAACAAGCUUCUCUAAUCAGUUUCAUUCUAGUCCUGAUCAUUCGCAGGACUCGUUUUUUUUUUUUUCACCUAUUUAGCAUUUAGCAUGUUCUUGAUUUAAAACCAAUGUAUUUGAAAUUUGUGUUUGUAUCAAUUUUUCAUGAGCAGCCAGACCUACCCUUGCUUUCUUCACACUUGGAUUUACUCCAUGUACUAACUAGUUCAUCUCAAUGUUUUAAAUAGUUUUGGGUUCCGCGGAGCAAUCACAUUUCAAAUAAGCGUAACGUCCGGGAAAUCUCUGGUAUCGGGGAAUGUGGACAUCAAUAAAAUUAAAAGCCAUACUUGAACAUGAAGUCAGAGUAAAACUCCCAGAUGUCUCCAGCGUGGGCAUGUCUUCUUCAAUUUGGUUGUUGCACCAUGCGGGAUUUCCCAAGAAGACAUUUUGCACCUCCCUCUUUAUGAUAGUCGACACUCGCCUUGUCUUUGACCGACACUUCCAGACACUCCGAUAACACACAGAGAAGACAGACCAAGUGAGUUGAAGGACGAGCAGACACGACUGGGGCCACAUGCAAGAAACCAUGAUCGAAAUGGAAAUCCCCACUACAGAAAUCCCAGCGAGAGUCACCACUCUGCGCUUUACAGCUAGCAAUGACUCCAACUUCCUGGACUCGCCUUUUCGUUAUCAGCUUUUCCCCGCCGCCUAUGGCAUCAUCUUCAUCGUGGGCCUCUUUGCCAACAUUUAUGUGCUCUUUGCGCUGCGCUGCCUUCGGGGAGCUAAAGCCAUGGGGGAAAUUCGGAUCUACAUGACCAACCUGACCAUCGCCGAUCUCCUUUUUGUUUGCGCCCUCCCCUUCUGGAUCGGUUAUUACAGCCGCCAAGGCACGUGGGUCUACAAAGACUUCCUGUGCCGACUGACCGGCUCCUUGUUCUUCAUCAACACCUACUGCUCCAUCCUCUUCCUUUGCGCCAUCAGCGUCAACCGGUACUGGGCGGUCACCCGGCCUCUAGACGCGGCCUCGUCAGACCACAGGCGCCGCGGAAUUGUCGUUUGCGUGGUCAUCUGGUUGGCGACCAUCUCCAUGGCUAUUCCCUUCCUGGCCAAUCCGGGCACCAACCAGGACGGGAACGUCACCCGCUGCUUCGAGGGCUACCACAACGGGGACGACUCAUCCAAAAGGGCUGUGGCCGCCACGCAUUUCUCAAUCAUCGGACUGUUUUUUGUCGUUUUCGCACUGGUGGUGGUGUGUAACCUUCUCAUCGCCCGAGCUUUGUUUUCCCAAAACGCUCCUCAGUCCGAGCUCAAGUCCGGAACGAUUUUAUCCAGGAAGUCCACUAUGACACUCUCAUCCAGGAGGCCCACUGGGGUGAAACGCAGGGCUGUGCAGAUGCUCAUGGCGGUGGUCGGUGUAUUCGUCCUGUGCUUCCUGCCUCAUCACGUACUCCAAGGCUUCUGGACCUUGGCGGUGCUGCAGAUCCAAAAGGGAUGGGGCCACGUGGACUGGGAUGGCGAGACCGUGCAGAUGCUCAAUGAUGCGCAUCAGAUCACAUUGCUUCUCAUGGGCCUCAACUGCAUUCUGGAUCCGGUGGUGUACUGUUUUGCCACUCGCAAAUUUCGACGGUUCAUCAUGGCUCACAUCAAGACACUGGCAAGGGGCGAGAGCUGCUCCCACACCGUUACCUCACAGAUAUCUUUAGACAGUCGGCACCAGAGCCAGAGAUUUCCCGAUGAGGUCAUCCAGCCAGAUCUCAACUGACUCGAACACACCCAAGUGACGGCUUGGGUGACGCCAGGGGGUCCUGUGUUGUCUAUCCAAGCCGUACAGCUAUUUUCUGGACUGCUUGUCCUGGGCGGGCCCAUCCCGGCUGACUUUGAGUCAUUGGAGGUCUGCAGCCUGGACUUGUCGUUAGCUAAUCACAAGGCACAUAUAGACAGACAACCUUCCACGCUCACAUCCACACCGUCACAGAGUGGGAACUGGAACAACUGUGCUUCUACCAAACUCAGACCACUACAUCAUCGGCGACUCUUCUUCUGUGGCCAUGUGAAAACAAUUUUGAAACUUGUUAGGUUAAAAAAACAGUCUGAUAAAUUAGAUCGGAUAAACAUUCCUGUUUUUGAAGGCCCUGCAGAGAUUCGGAUGACACGACAACCCAGAAAGGCUGAAAGCCGAUUGGACCACCAUCCGCGUGAACUGCAGGCAGCCAAGAGAGACGCUAUCAAUUAAAGAGAUUAGACUUCUGGGACUGAAUUAAUUCAAUUUAAGACGAGAGUUUUGUUUGUAAUAGUAGCAGAGAAAGCCCAGCUGCUCCUGACCAGAGCAACUGCUUUUUUUAUACGUAGACUGAAUUGCGCCAAUCUGACUUCCUGCAUCACGUAUACACAGAAAAGAAGAAGUUUUGCAAGCAGAAGUUUGUGAGAGUCAUUGGAAGUCUCAAUCUUUGUCUGACGAUAAUCCACCAAAAAAAAAACUGAAAAAAGUUCUCAAAUUAGUCAUAUAGCUUUUUAUUUUUACAUGGCGUCAGCAUUUCCCACCAAAACUGUAAGUUCUCACUCAGGCUUUUGGAAACCGCGGGCCUACGUGUUAUUUCAAAAUGCUUGCGGUGUGUUCUUCCGCUAACCACAACUUGUGGACAGUAGUUAGUCAACAAGUGAUUGUAUAAAUUAGAGUUCCCAUUCAUCUAAUCUAUCGUCUUAAUCAGAUUCAAUUCAUGGCAGAACUGAGUAGGUGCUGUCCGCAGUCACACUCGUAGCAUCCAGAUCUGUGUAGGUCAGGUUGGUGCUUGAGUAAUUCAUGUACACGUGUCCGUCAGUCACCGUGUGAGGAAGACCUCCGCUGUGGUGUAAAUAAAUACAUAGAUACGUUUUAAAUAA
Messenger RNA from Syngnathus typhle (broad-nosed pipefish), 4068 nucleotides. It is a transcript of the gene ptafr, whose product is annotated as platelet-activating factor receptor. NCBI's taxonomy places the organism in Eukaryota, Metazoa, Chordata, Actinopteri, Syngnathiformes, Syngnathidae. The record is from RefSeq and is a predicted model, not a curated record. Gene Ontology annotation, cellular component: membrane. The transcript is spliced from 3 exons. Gene Ontology annotation, biological process: G protein-coupled receptor signaling pathway; chemotaxis. Gene Ontology annotation, molecular function: G protein-coupled purinergic nucleotide receptor activity; platelet activating factor receptor activity. The coding region runs from base 1763 to 2950 and encodes 395 amino acids.